CCCAUUUGCUUUAUCUGAGGUUGAUAAUCUUCCUCGGGCUCUCCUUCUGACACGUAUGUCAGAAUUCGAACAGUAUAUUCCUCGUAGAUAUUACCUAUAUAUAAUCAAAACUUGCAGGUACUUAAGGCUUUGUCUUGGCCUCCUCGUCCUUCAGCAAAAUCUCUCCUGCACUCCAAAAAGUAACCAUGUCUGCUUUUGUCGGCAAAUACGCAGAUGAGCUGAUCAAGACGGCCAAGUACAUUGCAACACCGGGAAAAGGUAUUUUGGCGGCAGACGAGAGCACAGGAACCAUCGGGAAACGAUUCUCCAGCAUCAAUGUUGAGAACAUUGAGUCCAACCGCCAAGCUCUCCGUGAGCUCCUCUUCACUUCCCCUGACGCUCUACCUUGCCUCUCCGGUGUUAUCCUCUUCGAAGAAACCCUCUACCAGAAAACCACUGAUGGCAAACCCUUCGUCGACUUCCUCCUGGAGAACGGAGUUAUCCCCGGAAUCAAAGUGGACAAGGGUGUGGUUGAGCUAGCAGGGACCAAUGGCGAGACCACUACACAGGGUCUAGACUCGCUUGGUGCACGUUGCCAGGAGUAUUACAAAGCAGGAGCCCGGUUUGCCAAAUGGCGUGCUGUCCUCAAGAUUGGGGACACCGAGCCAAGCGAGCUCUCCAUCCAAGAGAACGCCAAGGGGCUGGCUCGUUAUGCCAUCAUCUGCCAGGAGAACGGACUGGUUCCGAUCGUCGAGCCAGAGGUGCUGACUGAUGGGAGCCACGACAUCAAGAAAUGUGCGGCGGUGACCGAGACGGUUCUUGCUGCUGUGUACAAGGCCUUGAACGACCACCACGUCCUCCUCGAAGGCACUCUGCUUAAACCCAACAUGGUCACUCCCGGCUCCGACAGCCCAAAGGUUACACCGGAAGUGAUCGCGGAACACACGGUGACAGCUCUCCGCCGCACGGUCCCACCAGCGGUGCCAGGAAUCGUGUUCCUCUCAGGUGGACAGAGCGAAGAGGAAGCGACGCUGAAUCUGAACGCGAUGAACAAGCUCGAUGUGUUGAAGCCAUGGACGCUCACUUUCUCCUUUGGCCGAGCCCUCCAGCAAAGCACACUCAAGGCUUGGGCCGGGAAGACCGAGAACGUAGCCAAAGCUCAGGCCACGUUCUUGACAAGGUGCAAGGCCAACUCGGACGCUACCCUCGGGAAAUACACUGGCGGGGCUUCCGAUGACUCAAACGCCUCAGAGAGCUUGUUUGUCAAAGGAUACAAGUACUAGUUGAUUCUGAUGCGGUUUGGGUAUAUAUGAAAUGUUUCGUUGGCGUUUUAACUGUUUAAAUGUAUUUCGAUUUGGUUUAGCGUUUGACCAAACUGCGUGAUGUUAUUAAGCUGUGUCUCUAUGCCCUCUUGUGAUGGUUUCUUUAAAUAUUUUCGCGCCAUGACAUAACGGUUUGUUCAAAA
This is a messenger RNA of Eutrema salsugineum, 1444 nucleotides long. RefSeq names its product fructose-bisphosphate aldolase 5, cytosolic. Gene Ontology annotation, molecular function: fructose-bisphosphate aldolase activity. The record is from RefSeq and is a predicted model, not a curated record. Gene Ontology annotation, cellular component: cytosol. Lineage: Eukaryota; Viridiplantae; Streptophyta; Magnoliopsida; Brassicales; Brassicaceae. The transcript has 4 exons. Gene Ontology annotation, biological process: glycolytic process; fructose 1,6-bisphosphate metabolic process. The coding region runs from base 186 to 1262 and encodes 358 amino acids.